Gambusia affinis (western mosquitofish) is the source of this 1526-nucleotide messenger RNA. It is a transcript of the gene lrrc61, whose product is annotated as leucine rich repeat containing 61. Gene Ontology annotation, biological process: outer dynein arm assembly. The record is from RefSeq and is a predicted model, not a curated record. Gene Ontology annotation, molecular function: protein binding. The transcript is spliced from 9 exons. Gene Ontology annotation, cellular component: cytoplasm. Bases 185 to 970 code for a protein of 261 amino acids. Lineage: Eukaryota; Metazoa; Chordata; Actinopteri; Cyprinodontiformes; Poeciliidae.
CUGGUGUGAUGUCCGUCUCUAAUCCACCUGCCUGUUAUUACAGCACCAAUGAGCGUGUCCUUAUCCCACCUCUGGACAAAUGGUAAUUUCACGCUCCGUAAAUAAUUCCUGUCUUGAUUUGCCCUGGUUUAAUUGUCACCCUUUGUGACAUUUGUUUGAUUUCUAACUAUCAAAGUUCCCCAGCAUGGACUGUAAGCGAGAAAAGGAGCAGGAUGCAGAGUGUGAGAAGAUAACCGCUGUGCUGCUGAAGUCACGGACAGGAGAAUUUGAUUUGGAAUCCAUUCUAUUUCUGAAACUCAGAGUUCUUGGUAUACAUGACCUUGGAUGCAUUGGGGAGUGUGUAAAUUUGGAGAGGCUGGAUCUAUUUGGGAACAAUGUCACAAAUAUAGGACCUCUAUCAUCUCUUCGUCUUCUUUCUGUGCUUAAUUUGUCUUCUAACAGAAUCUCUAAUAUAGAGCCACUUCGUAGUUGUGAAAAUUUACAGACUUUAAAUUUAGCUGGUAAUGUCAUAUCCAGCACUGAGAACCUACAUUGCCUUGUUUCUCUGAAAAAGCUAGAGAACAUACGUCUGAGAGACAACACUUACAAUUACAGUAACCCAGUGUGCAGGAGUGCAUCAUACAGAGCUCUUGUACUCGAGAUGUUCCCGAACAUCAAGGUUCUAGAUGGAGAGAGAGUUGUUGGACGAGGAAGUGAAUUAUACCAGUUAUGCAAAGACAUUGAUGAGACCAUAAAAGCUGGUUCAUACAAGAAUGGGCAGCUCAUUGAACAUCCCGAUUGCAAGCCAUGGGUUGAUGAUGGUUACUGGGAGAUAAAGCGAUCAAACAAUGCCAUUAUUGAAGAAGCCUACAAACAGUUCAAUGAUGUUCUUCAUGAAUGCAGACUCUUGAAUAACAGAGCCACUCAUGUGAUUUCCCAGACUGAGAGAUCAAUGAGCUUGAAGAAGCAGCCAAAGCAAUACGCCAUCUGAAUUGGGCUAUUUUGUACAAACCUUUUAUGUAACUUUCUGCCGCCUUUUUUGCUUUGUAAUGAUGUACUAUGACAGAUGUACUGUAGCUUUUUUCAAACAACCAUGCUAUAUCCAAAUGCUUUUUAAAUAUCAUUGCCUGACACACGUGCUCCGUGCCACAGUGUGUAAACUUCGCUCUUAUUGUAUUCAUCCUAUGCAUUGGUUGACAGAAUAAAUACGGAGGCUGUUUGAAAACCUUGACCCAUACUGAUGCCCCUCAGUUUGGCUCAUUGAUGUCUUAACUUGCACAAUGUGCAUUUUGUACAAUGCUGUAGCCUGAAGUAAUACUGAUAGCUAUGCUGCUCAUUAGAAUUUGUAUUGGUCUUUGCUUACAGGAUGUCCUUAAUUUUACGUUGCUGGUUAAUUUAAAGAGUAAAUGUGUCCUCUAUUGUAUGUUUUUGUCGUGCAUAUGCAAAGAUAGACUGAUUGAUUGUUGGCUCUUUCUACUUGUUUUUUUUUAUUUUUAUUAUAGGAUUUCUCUGUGCAACCAACUUGCUGAAAAUACAUUAUUUAUAAG